GGAUGAGGACAGGGCUAGAUCUCACUACAGUACAGGCACAUGUGGAGAAACGCGUUCACACUGGAAAAAAUCGAAUUGUUUCCAUUCUGCGCUCGGUUUCCAGACUCUCAUUGUGUUUGGAAACUAGAAACGUCACAAGGUAAAAGAAGUGAAAGAGAGUGUGUGUAAGUGUGUGUGUGUGUGAGAGUGCAGGCUUUGCGGACUGCAGGCCCGAGUGAACAGAGCUGUGAAACCCGGCGCUCCAGGCACACAGACAUGGCCAACAUCGCCGUGCAGAGAAUCAAACGGGAGUUUAAAGAAGUCCUCAAAAGCGAAGAGACGAGUAAAAAUCAGAUAAAGGUGGACCUGGUGGAUGAAAAUUUCACAGAGUUGAAAGGGGAGAUUGCAGGACCUCCAGACACUCCAUAUGAAGGUGGCAGGUAUCAGUUAGAAAUCAAGAUCCCAGAGACGUAUCCAUUCAAUCCACCGAAGGUGCGGUUUAUUACAAAGAUCUGGCAUCCCAAUAUAAGUUCAGUUACCGGGGCAAUAUGUUUGGACAUCCUGAAAGACCAGUGGGCUGCAGCGAUGACUCUGCGCACAGUUCUGCUCUCGCUACAGGCUUUACUAGCUGCAGCCGAGCCCGAUGACCCUCAGGACGCUGUAGUAGCCAAUCAGUAUAAACAGAAUCCCGAGAUGUUCAAACAGACCGCUCGGCUGUGGUCUCACGUUUACGCCGGCGCUCCCGUCUCUAGUCCCGAAUACACACGCAAAAUAGACAAACUCUGUGCCAUGGGCUUCGACAAAAAUGCAGUAAUAGUAGCUUUGUCUUCGAAGUCAUGGGAUGUGGAGACGGCAACAGAACUUUUGCUUAGCAACUGAGAAUUCACCCCUCGAACUUUUCACAAUCCACUUUUUUUUUUUUUCCUUCAUCCAAGCAUGUAUUAAGAACAGCUCAAUGUAAAAAGUAUAAGAUGAGCCUGGUUUAAUCCAGGUUUUAAAAACUGCUCCAAAAUAGAUUGUGUGUGUGUGUGUGUGUGUAUAUCAGGGGGAGCGCUUAAUUCCUAGUGCUAAUGCUAAUCAUUGAAGUUACUUGCUAUAAUGAGCCAGAUUAAGUGGUACCGAUUUCGGCGCGGUUAUCGCUGUUUAAACGGUCUUUUUAAAAGCCAUGCGACGGCCUCUUCAAACUUUCCGUCAUACUCGUGGUCCAUUUCCAUUAAGAACCAAAAUAAGGGGACUCCUGUAUGACUGCCAUUUUUUUUAAAAGACAGUUGCUUACACAGAUGAGGUGAAGUGUGUGUAAAUAGGUAUAUUAAAGGUUUGUGUACAUGCAGGAAGCAAAGGGAAAGCGUUAGUUUCUCUAACCGUCCAUUGUAAAAUGUUCCACGACUUUGCUAGAGAGAAGAAAAUAGUAUAAAGGGUUAAAAACAAGGUCUUCAUCUUUUUCAUGGAAUAUAUUGGCCAAAUGACAUGGUGAUAUUACUGUUUAAUAUAGAACAUUUAAAGUUUUGUUUACUGGUGGGAAUUAAAUUAGUGUAUUUAUGCUACAGUAGGAUUAUUCCUAAUAUCAGGAAUAUUAACUAAUGUUUUUCCCUUUUUGUUUGCGAUUCUAAUUCCAUGAAUUAUCCCAGAUGAUUUAAGCAUCGUGAGGAAUCAGACAAGGGACUUCUUUUUACCUAGAAAGCAUUUGCUGAUUGAAUGGCUGGAGUGGAAUUUUGAAUGUGUAAUUCUCUACCCUUAAGUUAGCAGGAUCUAAACACUCACUUUAAGUGUGAGCACGGGAAAGAAAAAAAUCAGCCGAGCUGCUCGUCAUUGCGCACACGCGCACACACACUCCAUUCACGUGUACAUGCUGCCAAGUCCCUUUUCUUUAAGUAUUGAUCAUCCCCUCAGUUCACCAUUGAUGGCUUUUUGUAUGAAAACAAAAACAAAAAAAUAAAAAGUCUGUCUUCCUGUAGUAAUGACAUGUUCAAUAUUGCACGAAGAAACAGCUCGGGGGGGGGCGUGGGGGACGUUGGGAGGAAAAGAAGUCAAGAUUUAAGCAAUCUGUACAAGCAUGGUUAUUUAUUGUGAAACUAUCAUUUCUUUGAAUAAAAAAAUGCUUGAAAAAUGAAAA
This is a messenger RNA of Silurus meridionalis, 2092 nucleotides long. RefSeq names its product ubiquitin-conjugating enzyme E2Kb (UBC1 homolog, yeast) (gene ube2kb). The coding region runs from base 256 to 858 and encodes 200 amino acids. Gene Ontology annotation, biological process: protein polyubiquitination; proteasome-mediated ubiquitin-dependent protein catabolic process. The record is from RefSeq and is a predicted model, not a curated record. NCBI's taxonomy places the organism in Eukaryota, Metazoa, Chordata, Actinopteri, Siluriformes, Siluridae. Gene Ontology annotation, molecular function: ubiquitin conjugating enzyme activity; protein binding. Gene Ontology annotation, cellular component: nucleus. The transcript is spliced from 7 exons.